Knipowitschia caucasica is the source of this 5775-nucleotide messenger RNA. The record is from the annotation of a GenBank genome assembly. NCBI's taxonomy places the organism in Eukaryota, Metazoa, Chordata, Actinopteri, Gobiiformes, Gobiidae.
AUGUCCGGCGAGGAGCACAGUCUGUCUGAGGCAGAGCUCAGUCCUGGGGGGUCUGAAGAUGCCCACUCGUUGUCGCCAGCGCAUUGUGGAGUGGUGGGCGCGCAGGACUCGCCUCUCGGCGGACAGCAACAACUCACCACCCUCUGUGUGGCGGAGGACUCGGAGGACGGUGUCCAGUCCAGGGCCAAAUCGGACGAAGAGGAUGAUCGCUUUCCCAUUGGCAUCAGGGAGGCGGUGAGCCAGGUGCUGGACGGCUAUGACUGGACACUUGUGCCAAUGCCCGUGCGCGUCAACAGUGGAAGCAAAGCGAAACCUCACGUGAAAAGGCCUAUGAACGCGUUCAUGGUGUGGGCUCAGGCUGCGCGCAGAAAACUGGCUGAUCAGUAUCCGCAUCUGCACAACGCUGAGCUGAGCAAGACGCUGGGGAAACUGUGGAGGUUGCUAAACGAAAACGACAAGAGGCCAUUCAUCGAGGAGGCGGAGAGACUGCGGAAACAGCACAAGAAGGACUACCCUGAGUACAAGUACCAGCCCCGAAGGCGCAAAAAUGGUAAACUGACGACCGUAAAUGAAACGGACAGCCCAGGGGAAGGAGAGGCCAGCCAUUCUCAAUCCCACUACAAAACCCUGAACCUUGAACAUAAUGGGGCCGGGUCUCCCCUCGGCGACCUCCACCACCACCACCAUCAUCAUCACCACCAUUCUGCAGGUCACAGCCCUCCCACCCCUCCCACCACCCCAAAGACAGAGCUACAGUCGGGAAAGUUGUCCGAUUCAAAGCGGGAGGGGGGUGUACCAGGAGGGUCCAGAGGUGCACUGGGAGUAGGAGCUGAGGGAACAUCUGGUUCUACCUCAUCUGGCUCAAAACCACACAUCGACUUCGGCACUAUGGACAUUGGAGAGAUCAGCCAUGAGGUUAUGUCUAACAUUGAACCUUUUGAUGUGAAUGAGUUUGACCAGUACCUGCCACCCAACGGCCAUCCCCAGAGUGCCGGUGGGGCGUCUGGAGGUGGGCCCUCCACUUCCUCAUAUGCCUACGCUCUGGCUGCUGCCAGCGGGCACUCCGCUUGGCUGUCAAAGCAGCAGUCUCAGACCUCCCCAUCACCUUCAGACCCUGCCAAGGCCCAAAUCAAGAGUGAGUCAGCCUCCGGCAGCCACUACGCAGAAGCUUCGUCAUCCCCUUCCUCUGGCGCCCAUGUCACCUACACCCCCCUGAGCCUGCCACACUAUGGCUCUGCUUUCCCCUCGCUGGCCUCCAGGGCUCAGUUUGAGUACGGGGAGCACCAGGGGCCCGGAGCCUACUACGCUCACUCCAGUCAGGCCCCAGGGCUGUACUCAGCCUUCUCAUAUAUGGGCCCCACACAGAGGCCCCUGUACACCACCAUAGGAGACCCCGCCAACCAGACAGAAGGGGGCGAAACAGCCUGCAAGACAAGACACCAUGUGACGUCAUCACCUGGGCGCCAAAUUUGCGACAACAACCAACCACCAAACAAGACAGGAGACAUCUGGAUAUAUUUGUUUUUAAACGUAAUGGACCUGGGCCUCUUUGACGCGGACAACUCCAUCAGCUGCAGACUGAGCUCAGAGAUCCCACGUGUCUGUCUGGAGGAAGACUGCUGUUUGGGCAUCGAUGAAGCCGGCAGGGGCCCCGUGCUGGGACCUAUGGUGUAUGGGAUAUGUUUCUGCCCAGUUUCCAAUAAAGAAGAUCUAAAGGCUUUGAAAGUAGCAGAUUCAAAGACUCUUUCUGAAGAUGAAAGAGAAAACCUCUUUGAAAAAUUGGAUGAAGCCAAGUCUUUUAUAGGCUGGGCUCUGCAGAUCCUCUCACCUAAUACUAUUUCAACCAGUAUGUUACAAAGAACAAAAUAUAAUCUGAAUGCCCUUUCACACGAUACUGCCAUUGGUUUGGUUCAGUAUGCCCUGGACUGUGGAGUGCAGCUAAAAGAGGUCUUUGUUGAUACAGUGGGACCUGCAGAAAAAUAUGAAGACAAGCUCUCUAAGCGUUUCCCUGGCAUCACUGUCACCGUGAGACCAAAGGCUGACUCUCUCUUUCCUGUUGUCAGUGCAGCCAGUAUCUGUGCAAAGGUGGCCAGAGAUCGAGUUGUAAAAGGUUGGAAAUUUGCUGAACAGCUUGGUGAGGUGGACACUGACUACGGAAGUGGAUAUCCAAAUGAUCCCAAAACAAAAGCCUGGCUGUUAAAGUACCUGGACCCAGUGUUUGGUUACCCCCAGUUUGUCCGCUUUAGUUGGAGCACGGCCCGAACUUUGAUGGACAGCAAAUCUGUGGCAGUUCACUGGGAUGAUGAUGAGGAGGAUGGAGAAAAAGGAGCUCAGAGACUGAAAAACAAGUCCAUGUUGUCCUACUUCAGUUCUUCAGGAGCAGUUCAGAGCCAGACCGCUGCUCACCGCUUCUUUUCUGAUCUGCUGGUUCAAAGUGGUUUGGAUCUGGAGUCCUCCGUCAGCCUCUUGCCACAGUUCAUGGCCAAAGUGGAAACUGCGAACGAUGAUAAAAUCACAAUAGAGCUGCCCACAAAAUGUGAGGAGGGUCCUCGGGGGGCUGCUCUCAGGGCUCUCCGGGUGAACGUCUCUCUGUCACAGGCUGAGGUGCGAGAGCAGACCCCCAGCAUGGAUGACUCUGGGAUCAUCCGAAGACGAAGGAUGCAGAAGGAUCUUCCUCUGCCUCGCAAAAGUAGCAGUUGCAGAACCAGUAACCGAAAAAGCCUCAUCUUGAGUACGUCCCCGACUCUGCCACGGCCGCACUCUCCACUGCCAGGACACAUCGGAAGCAGUCCCCUGGACAGCCCGCGAAACUUCUCACCCAGUGGGCCGGCUCACUUCUGCUUUGCCUCCUCCAGAAGAGCUGAUGGUCGUCGAUGGUCCCUGGCCUCGCUGCCCUCCUCAGGAUAUGGCACCAACACGCCCAGCUCCACGUCGUCGAGCUCGUCUCAGGAGCGUCUGCACCAGUUGCCCUUCCAGCCCACGAUGGACGAGCUGCACUUCCUGUCCAAGCACUUCGGAAGCACGGAGAGCAUCACCGACGACGACGGCCGGCGCUCCCCUCAUGUGCGGCCGCGGUCUCGAAGCCUCAGCCCGGGGCGCUCUCCUUCCUGCUAUGACAAUGAAAUAGUGAUGAUGAACCAUGUCUACAAAGAGCGCUUCCCUAAGGCCACCGCUCAGAUGGAGGAGCGACUGGCGGAGUUCAUCAACAGCUACUCUCCAGAGAACACCCUUCCUCUGGCCGAUGGCAUGCUGAGUUUCAUCCACCACCAGAUCGCAGAGAUGUCGCGGGACUGUCUGGCCAAGUCCCAGGACGGUCUCAUCACCAGUGUGUACUUCUGUGAGCUGCAGGAAAACCUGGAGAAGCUGCUGAAUGAUGCCCACGAGCGCUCCGAGAGUUCAGAGCUCACUUUUGUAACGGAGCUGGUGAAAAAGCUUUUUAUCAUCAUCUCCAGACCAGCGCGACUUCUGGAGUGCCUGGAGUUUAAUCCAGAGGAGUUCUACCAUCUGCUGGAGGCAGCGGAGGACCACGCCAAAGAGGGACAACUGAUGAAGGAAGACAUCCCCCGAUACAUAAUCAGCCAACUGGGCCUGACGAGAGAUCCACUGGAGGAAAUUGUAAAUCUUGACAGCUAUGAUAGUGAAGGACCACACACUCCCGAGACGGAUGAUUCCGAGGGGAAGCCACAACCCAUCAAGCCCCCAUCUGAAGAGGACUUUCAAACCAUCAAACUCAUCAGCAAUGGAGCAUAUGGUGCUGUGUACCUUGUCCGCCAUCGGGAAACACGGCAGCGUUUUGCAAUGAAGAAGAUCAACAAACAAAAUUUGAUCCUGAGGAACCAGAUCCAGCAGGCGUUUGUCGAGAGAGACAUUUUAACCUUUGCAGAAAAUCCCUUUGUUGUUUCCAUGUUCUGCUCAUUUGAAACACGCAGGCAUCUGUGCAUGGUCAUGGAGUAUGUUGAGGGUGGUGAUUGUGCUACUCUACUGAAAAACAUUGGGGCUCUGCCUGUGGAACUUGCACGGAUGUAUUUUGCUGAGACCGUGUUGGCGCUUGAAUACAUCCAUAACUACGGCAUUGUGCACCGCGAUCUCAAACCGGACAAUCUGUUAAUCACGUCUAUGGGUCACAUCAAGCUCACUGAUUUUGGAUUGUCAAAGAUGGGUCUAAUGAGUCUGACCACCAACCUGUACGAAGGGCACAUCGAGAAAGAUGCCAGAGAGUUUCUGGACAAACAGGUGUGUGGCACUCCAGAGUACAUUGCCCCGGAGGUGAUCCUUAGACAGGGUUAUGGGAAGCCUGUCGACUGGUGGGCCAUGGGCAUUAUCCUUUAUGAGUUCUUGGUGGGUUGCGUUCCCUUUUUCGGUGACACCCCGGAGGAGCUGUUUGGGCAGGUGAUCACAGAUGAUAUUGUUUGGCCCAAUGGAGAUGAUGCGCUGCCUGCAGAUGCUCAGUCUCUCAUCUCUGCCCUUUUACAAACUAAUCCACUCGUGCGACUAGGGACAGGUGGCGCCAUUGAAGUGAAGGAGGAUUCGUUCUUCACUGGUUUGGAUUGGAACAGUUUACUGAGACAGAAAGCUGAAUUUAUCCCUCAUCUUGAAUCAGAGGAGGACACCAGCUACUUCGACACACGCUCCGACCGCUAUCAUCAUAUCAACACAUAUGAUGAGGAUGACACCAACGACGAUGAGCCUGUGGAGAUCAGACAGUUCUCGUCCUGCAGUCCGCGAUUCAGCAAGGUUUACAGCAGUAUGGAGCAUCUCGCUCAGUUGGAGCAAAAAGCCAGCAGCUCUGUCUCCCGUCGAGAGCACAGGAGCCCACGCGAUGUGACGAAGAGAGAGAGUCUGGGCAGCUUCAGCAUGAGGGACAAAGGCUGGAGGACCGGAUCACCUGAGAUGAAGCGUUUGUCCUACUCAGAGUCGGUCUACAUGGAGGGCGAUGCCAGUCCUCCGCUUGCUGCUCGCCGACGCUUCUCAGCUCUGAUGGACACGCACCGCUUUGCCUGGGGGGUUGGGUUGAGUUUGUUGGGGGGGAGUAUUAGGGUGUGGGGUCAUAAAGAGGGGGGGGGGGAGGGGGGGGGGAGGAGGGGAGGGGGGGGGGGUGUGGGGGGAGGAGAAAAGUGUUUAUGGGGUGGGGUGGUUGGGUGUUUUGUGGUGGGUUGGGUUUUGGGGUUGUUGGGUUGUGGGGGUUGGUGUUGGUGUUGGGUUGUAUAUAUCUUCUCCCUCACAGCACAUGAGGCCGAGCUCUCUGCAUGGCCUGUCGCCGAAGCUGCACCGCAGUAUCGAUCUGCUCGCUGCAAAUCGGCUGGGAACAUUCCCCUGUCUCCUCUGGCUCACACUCCGUCACCUACUCAGUCCUCUCCUCGCCUCUGCCUGGCCACACUGUCGGCAGCUCCAACACUACGCAGUCCUUUUCCUGUCAAACUUCACUCCUCUCCACCUGUGGUCCGCCCAGGCCCAAGAGCGCAGAGCCCUCCUCGAUCCCCUCUCCUCAAACGGGUGCAGUCGGCGGAGAAACUGGGCUCACCACUUACCCCUUCCAGUUCGACAGGGGGUCUAGGAGGUCCAUUGAGAAAGCACAGUCUCGAGGUGCAACACUCUGAAUCCGUAAGGAUGCCUUUCUCUGUGGAGCUUGGUCUGCAGAAUUUACUUGAGACGGACGGAGAAAAUCUACCACCAAAUGCUCCUACUAUGCCUUCGUCUUCAUCUUCGUCAUCGCUGCCUGAGACUGGCGUGCUAAAGCCUGUGAGAGAAGACUGGCAGCGCAAGAAUCCCCUCUGA